Messenger RNA from Trichomonas vaginalis G3, 288 nucleotides. RefSeq lists its product as uncharacterized. The transcript has a single exon. NCBI's taxonomy places the organism in Eukaryota, Parabasalia, Trichomonadida, Trichomonadidae. Bases 1 to 288 code for a protein of 95 amino acids. The record is from RefSeq and is a predicted model, not a curated record.
AUGAGAAGAAGAAAUCAGGAAGCAUUCAAGAAAGUAGAGGAAGAAGAAAGGAGACUUAAACAAGAAGAACUUGCAGAGGCAAAGAAAGAAGCUCAAAUGCUCAGAUCAGAACUUUGUGCCAGAGACAGUGAAAUCAAGAAGAUCAUGAAGGAACUCGAAGAAGCAAAGGCUCACACAGACAUAGGAAGCAAGAAGUUUGACUUUUGGAUCUCUGAUAAAGGACAAAAGAUCAUCGCAGAGCUCAAAUAUUACGAAAACCAUCAGCAGAAAGUCUCAUAUUGGAAAUAG